Molecule: messenger RNA, 608 nt
Organism: Scaptodrosophila lebanonensis
Lineage: Eukaryota; Metazoa; Arthropoda; Insecta; Diptera; Drosophilidae
Gene: HP4
Exons: 2
Coding region: 58-345 (95 amino acids)
Source: RefSeq, a predicted model, not a curated record
UCGACGGCGUCUGCAGACAUUCAGCAAUUAAUUGGAAAUUUGGAAGCAUUUAAAACAAUGGCCCCUGCAAUUAAGACAAAGAAGAUGGUUGUAAAAAUAUCACGCCAUCCGUACAUCAAUGCCGGAGUCGAUCAGGACCGUAUUCUGGAGCAAAGAGUGCGCAAAUGCCGUGUGCACGUCGAACGUUUGUCCUGUCGCCCGAGUCCGGUGAAACCAAAGCGUAAACAUUGUAUUGUUCGCAUCGCUCGUCUCCCCAACUUGGAUCGCAGCGAUAUCUCAGCCACCCCGGCCAGCUCUAUAGUCUGUUCCGACUUAGAUUGCGAAGUGUCUUCCACCACUGAUUAAAAUCCACCAUUAGCUUACGGCCUCGCACGCGCUGAAUAGAAGGAGGGGGUUCAUCAUUCACAUCCAUCACCAAUAGCCACAUAUUUUUAAGUUUAUUACCUUUUUUUUAUGUACCAAAUAAGCAAUGUAAGACUUUUCGCAAUGAAAAAACGAAACCGGUAAAUAUAAAUGCUAAAAAUAAAUAUCGAUAGCUCGGCUGGCCAUCACUAAAGGGUCAGCAGUCAGCUGUCAAAAACAGGAAAAAAAUUGUGAAACAGACAAAA